Messenger RNA from Diprion similis, 1696 nucleotides. RefSeq names its product pickpocket protein 28-like. Gene Ontology annotation, biological process: sodium ion transmembrane transport. The record is from RefSeq and is a predicted model, not a curated record. Gene Ontology annotation, cellular component: membrane. The transcript is spliced from 10 exons. The coding region runs from base 234 to 1586 and encodes 450 amino acids. NCBI's taxonomy places the organism in Eukaryota, Metazoa, Arthropoda, Insecta, Hymenoptera, Diprionidae. Gene Ontology annotation, molecular function: ligand-gated sodium channel activity.
UCCAACAGACCCCAACAGUGACCACGAUCGACACGACGACACACCCUAUAUGGGACCUGCCCUUCCCAGCAGUUGCAAUUUGCAAUUUCAACAAAAUCUAUCAGCCUGUAGCCGAUCGAUUGAAGGAAGACUUCCAAAAGGUGGGUCUCACGGUCGCGCAGAUCGAAGACUUCUUCCAAUCACUGCCAAAGCUGGUCCGUCCAGAAUACAUAAGCGUUAAUGUCACUCCAGGAAUGCGAGCCAUGUCUGUUCUCGGCUAUACAGUGGAGAAACUAAUGCGUCGGUUGAUGCAGCCUUGCGACAAAAUGUUGAUCAAGUGCGCUUGGUUAGGCCAACUGUACAACUGCUCCAAGAUGUUCCGGGCGAUUAAAUCAACCGAAGGCUUUUGCUGUGCUUUCAAUUAUCACGCCAUGAUUGCGUCUGACUCCGACACAAUACCUUCGACCUACCAAAAAUUCGUACCAGGAGUAAUUAGCGCAAGUACUGAGUCUGAACAAAAUUCUUAUUGGGUUCCUGGAGUGGAAGGAAUCGAGAAAGUCGCAGGAUCCGGCAGAGACGUUGGCCUGUCCGUGAUAUUUGAUCUGGAAGAAAAGUUUUACGGAGGUGCGACCCGCCCGUACAUCGGAGCAUCGGUGAUGCUUUACGACGCGGAAGAUUAUCCAGAAAUCUCAGUACUUACCUCUCUGGCAGAACCAGGAAAAGAGAUUGACAUCGCGAUAACAGGGACCAUAGUCGAAAGCGUGGCGAGCGUUCGAACCCUUUCUGUUGAACGGCGACAGUGUUGGUUCGAUGAUGAGGUCAGUUUGAAAUCAUCGCCACUCUACAGUUAUCCAACAUGCGUUACCGAAUGCAGAAUCGAACACAUCAGAAGCUUGUGCAACUGCAUACCAUUCUACUAUCCGCACUCUUAUGCGAAAACUCGGACGUGUGGUUUAACGGAUGUGCACUGCCUGCGGACUUACAGACGAGUUCUGUCAAGCUUACAAACGCCGAUAGAUAUGAAUAUUGAAAACAGCACGUUGAAAACCGCCGAAUGUCAGUGCCUUCCUCAAUGUACUGAUAGAUGGUAUUCUUUCGCAACCGAAGCGGCCGAUAUGAAACAAGUUAAAUACGACGCACCGAUGUUCCAAUAUUACAGCCAUGGCUUGGACGUUCGAAAUUUAUCUCUGAUUUACGUCUACUUCCGAGACAUUUCGUGUCUUAAGUAUCGCAAGGAUAUUUGGCUCACCUGGGACGGUUUGUUUGCAUCCUUUGGCGGAAUUUUUGGUCUAUGCCUAGGUGGAUCCGUUAUUAGCCUGAUCGAACUCCUAUACUUCUAUAUGGUAAGAAUAUUCCACAAAAGAGAUUACCAAACGGUUAUUUCCGUAAAGAAGUCUGUCGCUUCAAAGUUACAAAACAAAAAUAUUAAGUGGAUAGACGUGACGGCAAAUCCCGGCUUGAACAAUCAUAAUCUAGAGAUGUUAAAGCGCAGCUUAUGGUUACCUUCAACCAACUCUACAGAGGACGACGUUCCUUCGUUAUCGAAUCGGUUCAAAAGUUUCCGAGCUUCUACCAGAUUGAAACAUAACAGGAUGAUCGCAGACUAACUUCAACGAUGUAACGUUUAUAAUGCACGUUUUGUUGUAUCGUCGUCACGGUGCAAAGAAAACACUUGUACUACCAAACAGUCUUUACGUUCCAACAAAUUGGAUACGAU